AAAGGCGCAGUCGCCGCGCUGGUCGAGUUGGGCGCGCGCCGCCCCGAGUGGCUCCGCGCUUCGAUGCUUUUCCUCUUCGCCUACACGUUUCUGUUGAGGGUUCCCAGCGAGGCGUUGCCGGCCGUGCGCGUGGCCGACGCCGGCGACGCGCCAUGCCUUCAGGCGGCGCUCGUGCUUGGCGAAGCGGAGCUCACGCUGCUGCUGCGGCGGCGGAAAAACCGGGCGCAGGGCAGUCGCCUGACGCGGAGGUGCCGGUGCGCAUCGUGCCGCGCCACGUGCCCCGUGCACACCCUGGGCCCCUGGGUGGCGCGAUGCGGCCUGGGCCGCGGGCUCUUCGGGGGCAUCUCGGCGGCUGCUGCGCUGCGGACCCUGCGCGAGAUGCUCGCUGCCCUCGGUGUCCAGGGGGCAGACCUGUUUCGGUCGCGUGACCUCCGCAGGGGCCACGCCGAGGACCUGCAGGCGCACAUGCUGGAGUCUGAUUCGGACGAGGAUGCCAGUUCGGCGCCGGCGGCGGCAGCAGGCGGGGUCGAGGCCCUGCGCGCGCGGCUCGAUUUGUGGUAG
Messenger RNA from Prorocentrum cordatum, 561 nucleotides. Lineage: Eukaryota; Dinophyceae; Prorocentrales; Prorocentraceae. The record is from the annotation of a GenBank genome assembly.